AGUGGCAUUUCGCCGUUGUGUUGUUACCAGAGGACGCCACGCAGCCCUUUUGGUACAAAAUGGCGUUGUUUUCUAGAGUUUUUGAGUUAGGGAUUUUCAUCUAUACUUUCAAUUUUUGCUAUGCAUUCCCUCGAGAAAGAAUUGCAAAUAUAUCUCGGGAUGAUAUCAAGCAUAAAGAAAUGCUUCCUCCUGACCACAUCGCUGGCAGUCAUAUGGAACAUGAUGGAGACAUCAACAAAGAUUUUCAUCAUGAAGCGUUCUUGGGUACGCUUGUGAAAGAAGGGAAGCUAGAUUUUAGUAAUAUGGACGGCUACAGAAAGCUUAUCGGUAUAUUUCACAAAGUUGAUAAAAACAAAGACCAUCUUCUGGACAAGGUAGAGCUACAGGAAUGGAUUCACGAUCGUAUUUUGGAGCAUUAUUAUGCCGCAAAGGCGGACAGCGAUUCUGUUUUCAAAAAGGUUGAUAUUGACAAAGAUGAUUUAAUACGAUGGUAUGAAUACAAAGCAACACUGGUUGAUCUCGACCCAAGGAAAUUAAGGGAUGCUAACGUGUCUUUGGAGUCUGACAGAGAUGGAGAGUUUGCAAAAGAGGUAGAACAUUGGUACAAAGCUGAUCUUGAUGGGAACAAAUACUUGAAUUCAACAGAAUUUCUUGCUUUCAUUCACCCUGAGCACAAUAAAAGAACAUUAAGGGCAAUGGUUGAGGAAAUGAUGCCAGGUUUUGAUAAAAAUGGCGACAAGAGAAUCUCAUUUGAAGAGUUUACUGCUCUACCUCCUGGAGAGGUUGACCCAGAAGAUGCUGCUUUGGACAGGGAAUAUGUUGCAGAACGUUCAAGAGAAUUCAAAGAAGAUAUGGAUCAGAAUGGUGAUGGAUUUGUAACUAUGAGUGAGUUAGAACGAUAUUUAGAUCCAAGACACAUACAGCAUUCAAUAAGGGAAGCCCAAUAUCUUAUAAGAAUAGCUGAUAAGGAUGCUGAUUCUAAAAUUGGUGAACAAGAAAUGCUUACUAACUAUGCAUUGUUCACGGGCAGUAGCUUGGCGAAUAACGCAAGGAUACUUCACGAUGAGUUCUAAAGCAUGGAUAGAGUCAUUUAUUUUAGGGGUGUGUUGUCCAUUUUCCGGCAAUAUGGAAAUCUGGGAAUUGAGGCUUGCUGUGGUCCAAGCAGUUCCUUAAGCCUUGUUCAUUUUUUUGUAAUUAUCACAGGAAUCAGAGACUUCCUUAGAUCCUUCCGUAUUUUACGCCAAGUGUGAACAUGAUUUAGAAGGAAUCCCCGAUAACUUCGAGUUUCUGUCAAAUAUAAACCAAUUCUAUUUUAGACAUUCUAGCUCAUGGUAUCCCUUAUUUUACGAUAAUUUCAACUGGUUGCGAAUUUCGGAUGCCACUAAGGCACGCGAAUAGAUGAUGUAUAUGGUGUUUAUUCAUGGUGUCAACCCAGGCUCUUGCGAGAAUUACGACAAACGUCAACUAGACAUAACUACCAACCCUAAAUUAAUAACCUUGAUAUAAUUUUUUUUAUGAUUAUUGAAUGAUAACACGCUAAAAGUUUUUGGGAACCUAAGACUGUGUGACGUAAACACUGCUAGUAGUUUUGCAAACUCAUAAUAGUUCCAUUACCUAUCAAUCCAUAUUCCAUUUCAUAUCAUCCCAUUUUCAAGGUACUUUUAAGUUGCUCAAGAUUAACUGAAAUGCAGUCCAUUAUUUUUCGCAAGGAUGUGAUAGUUUUACUAUUGAUCACGGCCGAGAGACCUCAUAUUUUCUCGGGUAAUUAGUGUAUCAAAGCUUUUGUUUCCCUGUGCCUGCUUACGUUGAUCUCUCGGCGUGCGUCGUUUACAUCAUUUAACUCAAAUGUCUCACAGAGGGAGCACAACCAAUUGCUUCUCAUUGUUGUCUAUCUGUAUAAUUUUACAGUAUUUAACGUAAAAUAAAAUCGUUUUUCGUUGAACGUAAAAGUAAAUUGGAGAGUAAAACAUUUUUUGGCGGUAGAAAAAUCAAAAAUGGCUUUGAAAAAAGCAAGCAUUUUGACACAAAGUUAAGAUUUUCCUCUGAGCUAAUUUAGGCCAACUAUUUUCAAGACGUAUAACCAUAAACAACAAGUACACGCUCAUUAUAAAAACCUUAACCCAUCUUUAAAGUUUUACAAAUCCUACAGUUGCAAUACUUACAUUUUGUUGACUUUAGAUGCUUUUAAAAAAAAUUGCAAAGAGACUCAAGUUUUAAUUUCUGGUGGUAAUUUCGACCAUACUCUUUGGCCCAUGAACCUUACUGUAUCUGUUCCAUAUUAUAUGGCUCUCACUUUUAAUAGAUUUAAAAUGCUCAAGCAUCUUAGCUGAUAUUCUCUCAUAAACGGAAGAUUGAACUGAAUUUUUGUUUGGUUAAUUUCAACAUUAAGCAACGGUAGGUUCUUCUGAUUAAAAGACAAGCGAUUUGUCAUUUUCUAACAUCUCACUUCUCCAAAAAGAGCAAUGUUGCCUCUGUACGUAUGCAGUUCUGAGGAAUCUUUCAUGUUAUCUAUAUGUUCCUAUCGUGGAGCAUCCAAAUCAAUCCAAAUCGAUGGACAGUAGCUGAACUGUGACAGUACCAAGAAUUCAUCACCAGUUUCAUCUAUGUUUUGACGUUAUGUACUUUGGAGAGUGUCAGACGAUAAGCUUUGUCUUUUUGUUUCAAAACUUUUGCUUUUUUCAAAGCCAUUGUCAAACUCAACAAAAUUAAAUAUUUCUUUGAAAGCAAAACCACUUCUUUUUAUCAAAAUAGAAGAAUGAUGCUUCUACUGCACCAUGUUAAUCGUUAUUACCGAUCACUCGUUAUUUCUGUCGUCGUGCAUUUUUUUCAGUUAUUGUCAGUGAAUUUUGUUGGUGUUUUUAUUUUACAACAUAACAUAUAUUUAUUUUACUUUCAUAUGAUUUGAUAACACCUUGAAAAAUGAAUAAUAGAAAGAAAGAACGAGUUGAAGGAUUGUUGAGCAAAUUUGGGAAGGGUGUAGGUGCACCCAUGAGUGGACAGCCUGUCUCCAUCCUCCAUUUUCUAAGAUUGCCCAUCCAAUUUCCCUGUUGUCUCCCCCUUCCUUUCCUUUCUUGCAUUCCUCCUCCCACCACCGCUCUAGCUGUCCUGCCUCCCCUUUACAUAAUGACCAAAGUACUUAAACUUCUUCUUCACCACCUCCACCACUCCUUGUGGCUCAUAUCCGCAAAUUUCACAGAUCAUAUCUUUUACCCAUUCUUUUGUCUUUGUUUCUUUCCAUGAUAUUCCCAACAUUCUUCUGUAGGUCUUCAUCUCAAAUGCUCAAAGCCUUUGCUCAUCUUGUUAACUAACUGUCAAACUCUCACAAGAGAAUAAUAGAUUAGCCAUCCAGUUGAUCUCCUCUGUAGCAGUUUGUUCUUUAUUGCUAUGUUCUUUGCUCUCGAUGUUAUCCAUCUUUGUCAACGCACUUAUCGUUCUUCCAAUUCUGAUUCUAAUUUCUCUGAUUUCCCAUCGUCUACCAUUGUCGAUCCUAAGUAUGUGAAGUUCUUUAUUUGUUCCAGCUUUACUCCAUCUACUCUCAAAUCACAUCCCUCUUACCCUAGGAAUAAAACACUGUUGCAGAGAUAAGAGAUAAAUUUUGUUGCUUCUUGGAUAAUUAUUUGGAUGUUUUCUUUUAAGCUUUUUCAUUAAAUUAUUGAUGUAAUAGAUGUUAAUUUUAUUUACAUUCUGACGUCAAAUUUACCUGUCUGAAAUUCUGUUUGUUGUUUUUCAUUGUGUCUCUAUGUAUCAAUGUUUCAUUCAUAAAUGCAUGUCUGAAGCAUUUGAAAAUAUAAAAUCAGCUCCAAAUUUUGGAAAGAAAAAAGGGAGAAAGGAAAACGAGAUAAACUAUAAUCUGUCUGCCAGACGCUGUAAAUCAAAGAUUAAAAGUCAAAGUUCAGUUCACUUCAGUUCAGUUCAGUUCACUUCAGUUCAGUUCAGUUCAGUUCAGUUCAGUUCAGUUCAGUUCAGUUCAGUUCAGUUCAGUUCAGUUCAGUUCAGUUUAGUUUAGUUUAGUUUAGUUUAGUUUAGUUUAGUUUAGUUUAGUUAUAUGGAUUCAGCAUAAUUGGAGGGGUAAUUUAAAUCCUGUUCUUUUUAUUUAAGUGUUUAGAAUGCAAAUGUAAAAUGCAACGACUAGGCAUUUAAAUAUAAGAAUGCUCUUUUUGUAUAACCUUAAGCAACUUUGGUGAGAAAUUACCCAGCCUCUUUUGUAAAUAAGAAAAGACCUUAACUAGUUUGCUUGUGUAGGUCAUGAAACCUUGGGAAAAUAUGACAGUUUUUUACUUGCCAAGAGAAGCUGAUUAAAAGUCACAAAGCACUUAGGCAAGUACAAACCGUCGGUUCGAAAGCUUGCUGGUGUAGAUGACUUGGCCAAUCCAUUUGGCAAUGCUCUCUCAUCCGAAGAUCCUUUUUCUCUUAAAAGCUUUGAUCACAUGUUUCGUGGCUGCCACAAGUCUAAACAUAGAAAGGCCCAUCGAUACUGGGGCUUGUGUCUUUCAGUUCCCCCAAGUUGCUUGCUGGCCUAACCUGCCUGGGGGUAAUUGCCUGCCAAAUUCAGAGGCUUUAAAUUUUUGCUUUAUUUCUUAUUUAUACAUUAGCAAGAAAAAAGUUUUCCGUUAACCGAGCCAUGUGUCUGAAUUUAAGAUCUUUGUUCCCGAAGAGAGAACUCGUGGUUUGUGGAAACCGAGGCUUAUGUAAUCUCCUCUUAGUUUCAUCUAUGGGAACUAUUAAUAGAAAACAUUUUUAGAAUUUUUUUUCAAAAUUGCAUGAGCGAGAGAACUUUUCAAAGAAAUCGAUCCAAAAAACUAUUUCUGUAGAUUGCUCCCUAAAUUUUUCAAAUUUCAAAUAGUUUGAUUGAUUUUGUAACUGUUAAUUUCUCUUCCGUUUUUGUUUUCUACUUCUGUUCUUGUUUUCCAGUAGUGGCCUUAGCACCAAGCCAGGUGUUUUCUGUCCUUUUUGCAAGGCAAAGUCUACCUCAUGCAACCCAUGCUAAGACACAUCGAUAAACUUUGCAUUUUCACAACAUAAUACACAUGACCUGUGCCAACAUAACCCCAGGACUAAGUAACUACUAUAUCAAUCUUACGUAGUACACAAAGAACUUUAACAGCAAGCAGUUAUAAAACCUUGAGCCUUAAAUGACUUACAAUACAACUAAUGGAUUACAAUUGUCAUUUUACGAACACCAUCUGGCUAGUUUGUAGUUUCUUGGCACUUUUUUGUUCAUUUUUGUAUAGUCUAUUACAAGGGGUUCACCAGGGACAAUAGUUAUUGAUUUACCGAGACAGGCGUAAAAUUGCUUCAGGGGUUUAAGUAAAAUAGUCCAUAUUGCAAGAAUUUCUUUAGAGUAUUGUCCCUCUUUAGACCAUAAACGUCGGUUAGAGGGUUUUGAUCUUUUCCGUCGGUUAUGCAGGAGAUUCUUCCAAGUUGGGUUCGUUAAGAAGAAUUGCUCGUUUGAUUGGCUCUUGUUUGGACCAAUCAGAGACCGCUAGCACAGGAAUGGAAUAUCCGUGGUUUUUAUCACGCGUUUUAUUUCUAAAGAAAUUUCCUGUAAUUGAAUUCUUGUUUGGAAGACACUGCUAAUCAGUUCCUGGGUCCUGUUUCAAACCUUUAAUCGGUUUCUGAGUCCUGUUUCAGAAAAGCGCAGAUUAACAUAGAUACCGACUGAUGCAUUUCAUCUUAAUUUCCAUCGAUUGACAACUAGCUGUAUAAAAAAGGUCUCAUAUGAAAGAUAAUUUCGAUUGUUAUAUUUGCGUUUUUUAUUUGCAGCUUCUUGGAUGAAAGAAGAAAUAUACAGCUUUUUGCUGUUCUCCCCAAGCAUCUCUUUUGCUUGGUAACUCUAGCAGUUGUGGUUGAGCCACCAUCUUAAAGAUUCUCAGAGGGCCUCGAGCCUCCAAAUCCGUGCGCAGUUGGCGCCUAUGCCAUAAGAAUCUGGACUUCUGAAAUUACCACUGCCCUUAAACACCAAAUAAUUUUUGGAAUUCCGCUUCUUUGUUGCCCCACACCACCCAACCACCCCCUAUCCUUUUUAAAGGGAAAUAGACCCCUACUGCACCCUUCUGUGUUUUCAAUGUUUAGUUAAAGCAUUAGUUUCAACAGUUAUGCUCCGGGAUUUUCGAAAGUACUAGAUCAAACAUUGGCUGUGGUCUUUUCUAGCAUGCUUGCCUUUACUGAAAAAAGGAUACUCCCUAGAACGGCUUGAUUCCAUUUUUAAAAGGAUAUUCAAUAACUCAAUUCCGUUUUUCCUGUGCGUUCUGUUGACGUUCAGUUCAGCACGAGUUAUUGUGGUUUCAUGCACACAAUUCGGUGAGCACUGCAUGAUAGAAGCGAAUUUUGGUUCCUGAGAUAAUGACCGACACAAAGCAAGUAGCGUGGUAUUGAAAAAGGAAAAAGAAUGAGAAAUCUAAUUGGUAAACAACACUAGCUUACGGCAAGUUUAUUAUUUCCUUUUUUCAAAUUUAUUUUAAACCCUAGAAAUAUGUUUUAAAUAACGCCUGGCUGCCUGCUUGCUAUUUUUAGAUGUUUCCAAUCAAAUUUCUCUAUUGUAUAGAUUGUGUCGAAACCCGGCAAAUUGAUCUGGAUCAGUCUUUCAAUAACUAAUUCAAUUCGCUAUUCUUUGUUUCCAAAUUAAGGAGAAUUUCAAGGUGUCAGUCACAUGGAGACUGUGCGAUUUAGCAGCACGGAGGGUGUAUCCCUCUUUCUUCAAUAAAGCUAUCAUCUUCAAAUGUCGUUAUUGAACCCCUUUUAUCAGGUUCUCUGGAAAGUACAAUUAAAAGACGCCUCAUGCUGUUGCCCCAUUUAUGGCUGCAAUUAGGCCCAGCCCUUUCAAUAGAAACACUCAUCUUGCAGCGGCUUUAGUGACAAGAAGUUUAAUCUAUGAAGAAAAUAGAUUAUCCAAACAGCGCAAUGUGAUUUUGCAACGUCUGUGAAAAAUUCCCAAGUACGGAAUUAUUUCGCAACCCUUUUCUAUACCCAACGGUAAGAAUUUUAAAAGCUCUUGGAACUUUGUGAUUUAAAACCAUCUUAAAUUUUGUUAAAGGCAUACGCCAAUCUACACUCAUUUUUUUAUAAGAAACUGGCGAUAAGAAACGAGUACUGGACAGUCAGAAAAAAUUAAGAAACUUCAGUACUCGAAGAAAAAAAUUAAGAAACUAUUAAAUCGUGAUAAAACUGAAAACAACGAAAUCUUGUGAAAUCCAAGAACAAGAUUGCCCUUUUGGCCUAGAACUUAAGACGCAAGUGAUAAAAAUAUACUUCCCACAUCUAAAUACAGCAUUGGAACUGAAACGAAUCUCUUGACGUGAUAAAAAAGGUCACAAACAUUUCAUAACAUCAUUCAUGACAUCAUAAUUAAGAAACUCUUAGGAAACAGUGAGUAUUGAAAUUUCCAGAACAUUAAGAAACUGGAGUACUCAACAUCGACCUUUGUUUCUUAUUAAAAAAUGAGUGUAUAUAAUGAUAUGAUAAAAAUAAUAAUGCAGUUCAUUAUACAGGGUUGCCUUUUCAGCAAGAAAUGUGCUGUUGUCAGUAUGGGCCUUGAACCAAGGACGAAAAAGAGGAAAGAGGAAGAGAUCUGGGCCUCGCCCUCUAGAAACACCCUCUUUUGGAUGCAUCUUACAAUUUCAGAAAAAUUAAUUCGAGGGUAUAGCUUUUAAAAUCCAACGUGAAUUCAGUAAAAUGUUAGAUUUAGUAAACAGUGAUAGUCUUGCUGAAUACAGACAGUUAAUGAAGAGACAAUAAUUUUCUUUAGUUCUAAAAAUACGAGCUGAUAAAAUUUGAGCCAAUAGAUCGUUAGGAAGUUCUUAAGACUGACUUGCUGUUACCUAUGUUUCACUAAGUAAUAAUUCCUAAUUUCUUUCCUUGAAUAGUUUCACAUAAUUUCUUACACUUCCUUGACAACUAGAGACAUCCUAAAGCUCUCUUACCCCCUUCCCCCUCCCCCUUGAGAGCCGAUAAUCACAGGCCCCGACAACCAUUAGCCAUCGCAAAUAAAUUCCGAAUCAUCCAAAAAGGCAUCAAGAUAAUAUUCGACGCAGCAGGUUGCAUACCGAAUGUCUGCCUGUCUCAGAAUAUCUCCUAAAUGGAAUAAAACAAUUAAACAAAAAUAGGUUGGAUAGCCUUUGCUAAACUUAAUGCGGAUAAAACGGAUAAGCCAUCUCUUAAAGAUUAAUCAUGAAUACCUUUGAACUAGAUUACAAUUAAUCGCAGUACCUGACGGUAAAAGGAAUUGUUUUGAUCUUUUAACGAGAUUAUUUUGCUAUAUCAACUCACAACUCAGUGGGUUUCUAACAUUCUAUCUACCAUGCGCUGAAUACAAAGAAGACCACUUUUACGCACUCGUCUGACGACAGCGUAAAUCUACGUCAUUAGAGCCCAGGUCUCUAUGCCUUUACCAUCGAUCUAAUUAUACAUCCUUUGAAUUAUGGGACUCUCUUUGACGUUGGUCCUGGUAGGGGUCAUGGACGGGCACAUAAUUCAACCAAAGUUUCCUUAUCAAAUUCUUACACAAGGCAGUUAAAUUUACAUUGUUCAUAGCAGUUAGCAUUUAUUGCAAAUUUUCUCACAAAUUUUGUUUGAUAGAUGCAGAAACUUGGAUAUUUGAACUCUUUGUGUUGUGUCGGACUUUUCAUUUUCUAAAGGAAAGCGUGAAUCAUUUUAAAAAGAAAGCAGUUAGUCGAUAAGAAUCGAAAAACUCAAUAUCUCAGCAAAUCCUCAGGAGGACAAGGAAGGGCCAAAUUGUUCGUUCGCAAGAUAUUUACGUUCUACAAAUCAUCUGAUCCGUGCCAUCGUGUGAUUUGCAACAGAUUACUUCUUUCUGUUUUUUAUCAUUGUUAACUUUAGCCUAGUUAAUUUUAUGGAUGUAUUUGAAGCGUUUUACAUUUCACAAUCUGGUCUUCUCUCACCUUUCCCGCUUUCCACCGUUGUCUUUUCGAAUAGCUUGGUUCUGCCGAGUUCAACAAGGUCUACAAUGUGCUCCGUCUCUAACGGAAAUCCAUACACUACCUUUUUAGGCCGUACUAUUUCAGAUAUGCAUUCCUCCAUCCCUCCAUCGGCGCCUUGAACUGCCUUUUUUCCCUCUUCCAUUGGCCCCCAUCUCUUCACUCUCUAUAUAUAGGCUUAAAUCGACUCAGAAGCACUCUGAUUAAUGCAUUAAUGUAAGCAAAAGUUCUUAGUAAAGCUUUUAGUUCUUAGUAAGGUUUCGGAUCUGAUUUUAAGGCGAGACUAAAAGUAAAGUUGCUAGUGUCCACUAACUAUACCAGUUGUGGAAAAUUAUGGAAAAUUACCGCUGUCUUAGUUUUCUUUGUAUAUUGUGAUUUUCACGUAAUCAAAUAAAUACUUAAGUUUUGAUUGAUCUCCUGAAUAUCUAACAAAUCAUUCAUUCGCUGGCUUUAACUCCUUACUAAGAAAUCGUGUCUCAAAAGUUCAACACUAUUUAUAAGUUUGCAUUAAACUGAUAGUAAUUGCAAGUUUCGGGGCCAAGGAGUGGAGCCAUGGUAGCUUUUGCAAUGAGCUUGUUUUGUCUAAGCUUAUAGGCCAUAAUUCCAUGUUCAAUUUAGGGUUCAUUCAAAGGCUCUGCAAUUCAUUCAUCACUACAAUUCAGCGACCCUACACUUGAUAAGAAAAUCUAUAAUCUUAUAUAUUUAUUAAGUGAUAUUAUUCAAUAUAUAUUAUUAAAACAAUUAUGUAAGUUAUACUCGCACUAUCGGUGGGUUGUCGUCGUUGUGUGGUCUUUAUCCUAUUCUGUUAGACUUACCAACUUCAUUUUUACUUCACCAGCGAGCAAGCCUUACAAUGCUUGAGAAUAACUGUCUUUAAAAAGGACAGAGAGGUUUUGCGAGCAGUAUUGGAAGCACAUACCUAAAGUUUUUAUUGAAUAGGGUCUCAUGGCUUACCCAAAAAAGCCUGUCUUCUUCGAAUUUCAAACCUUGUUUCAGGUUAUCGUAUACAUUUUCGAAAUUUCAAACCCUUAUUGGCUCCCCUUGUCUCACACCAUUGGUUAGAAGACCUUCCUGUGUGCGAGUUCUGUGCUUUUUGGGAACUUAUUUCAGAUUUCUGGAAAAUCUGAUAAGGUAAAGGUUUUGUAUUGGGCGGUCCCAGGAAACCAAGAUAGCUUUACUCCAAAAUUCUAAAUGUAGAAAUACGCCAUUACACCAAAUAAAUCGAACCAGGCUCGGUCCAACAUCAGACUCUGGUCUUGAGGACAAUAUGUCUCCUGCAAGGAGCGAGAUACCAGGAGGCUGGGGGGCCUUGGCCCCCCAAAAAACUUACGUUGCAUAAGUAAAAUACUUUUAUUUUGUAAAAUAUGGCUGUUGUUACAUUGAUUUACCAUGGCUGCCGCCCCCACCUCCCCCCCCCCAAGUAAAAAGUUUUAUCUCGGUCUUUGGCCUCCUGCGUUACGUAAACGGCUUUGACUAGCAAGAUCAGUUUGAUUUGGCCAUCAAGAAGACAAAUGCAAAUGAUUUAUCGAUUAACACACGUUUGCUGUUCUGUUCCUUUGUAACCAAUUGGGUCUAACUAUCACCUUGAUAAUCUUCCGGGAAGGGUUUUGGAAGAGAAUGAUCCUCCGGUCCUUCUCUUUGAAUUUUAUGAAAUCUUGUUUAUUGGAGAGAUAUAUUUAUUUGCGAGAAUGGUCAUCCCUGCCCUACUCACAGAAUUUUGUUUUCCCCAUUGGAAUAGAAAUUGAAUUGGAAGUGGAAAUGAAAAUAGAUUGCCGAUCUUUGGAAUGAUUUAAGCAAAGAUUUAGCCAUCACAGAAUCUGUUGCAAUUUCUCACGUAUGUACUGGGAAGGGGAACUCUUCCUUCCUUAUGACGAAAUAUUGGUAAACACUUUACGUCACACCAGCGCCCCCCGCUCGAUUGAGCAACCCAGUGAACAGCUAACUACGGACUGAUAAAGGGAUAUGGAAUGCACGGAAUGGAGUUACGGAGCUGUGUCAUGUCAUCUAAGAUUCUAGCCUGAGAUCAGGCUCUCGGGGUGGAGGAGGCAGGCUACCAAGAUUCAAGCUCUUCAAAUUAUGUUUUCUUCUUUUUGGCAAAUCUAGAUCUUCGUUUUCAGAUUCCCUUUGAUAAAAUUGGAUGGAAUUACUAAAGUCAAACCCAUGUUAGUGCUGCCGGAUUAAGUAAUAGAGAUUGGACAUGUAAAGACAAUUAUGUUCUACAGGCAUGAAAUCAAGCAGCUCACAAAUAUUUGCUCUUUAUCAAUCUACGCGAAAUAACUUUGCCCUUAUCCCCUAGCAUAUUGAACACUUCAGCUCCAAGUCCUUAAAAUAUGUCCUUAAAUUCCAAGAUCCCUGUGUUGAAAAGGUAUUCUAACUACAGUAAAAGUUAAAAAUGUCCAAGACAACCACGAUCGUUAAAAUUUUGAUUGAAUAGUUAUUGUUGAUAUAUAAGAAUUCAAUUGAAUUGUCGGACAAGGAUUCUGUUAUGGAGGAUGAAUCCUCCAGCCCCAUCACCCUUUAUCUUUAUAUCGGAUACCGUCAAACGAAUGUUAUUUCCCUUUUCAAGCUAUUAGAGCCUAGUAACCGCUCUGUUAACCCAGUAAGUAGUUCCUUCUAUUUUUGCAGCAUUGCAGAUUUUCCCCAAUAAAAAUUAACAACGAUAUCCAGGGCCUCCGACGAAGGGGGGCCCUCCCCUUCCACUUUUUUGCAAAACAAUAGAGCUUUAUAAAAAUUAUCCCUUGCUCCCCUCCCCCAUUUUCCAACUUGCGUCGGAGCGCAUGAUAUCUCAAGAAAGUUGGAGCUUUCUUAAUCAUUGCCCACGUUCCUGGGUUCUCUGUCCUAUUCUCGGCGCAUUGGUCCUUUCUCGUAUUAUUGUCGAUUUUCGCAAUAUUAAGACAGAUGUGAACAAGCUAUUUGAUAAACAAUCCCUUUUCAAGGUUUUAAUGGCAAAAUGUGUUGUUUUUAUUGAAUUUCUAACUGUCGAAGCUUUAGAAAUUUUUUUGAAAUUCUGAAAGCCUCGAUUACGUUAGGCACUCUUUGAAGUUAUGGUGUUGUUUUGCUAGAAAAAUUAGCUUCUUUUAGAUGGAUUGUCACAUUUCAAUCUUUUCACGCGGUCUGGUAAAAUCUUUCAGUGGUGAUAAUUAGGCUCAGUUUACUUCAGAACUGGCGGCCCAUUACAAUGCUUCCUGUUCCAUGAUUUAACAAACGAUGAUUGUUACGGUCGGUGUUGCUUUUGAACUGGCUGCCAGAACGUUUAAUUCCUGUUCCAUGUUUUAGCAGACUCGCGAAUGUAAGGGCGAUAUACGCAUACAUUUCUUAUUGAAAUUGCUCAUCUUUUGUCAUUGCGAAGACAAACGUCUAGUUGGUCAUUUUUCAUACAAAAGCGAAUUACGUGCAUAUCUUUUCAACUUGUUAUGAAUUGAACUUAGAGAGAGGAUCUCAGUUUUUGACCCAGAAAAUUUCAAGAGAGAUUUGUGGAUACUGGACUUUUAAAAGUGUCGAAUGAUAAUUGUAUUAAGAUAAGAAAUCUCAUAUCUUAUUAUUCUUUUCUUGUCCGUUGGUAAAAUCAAAGGAAGUGGAGGUCAUAUUGGAGAGAGGAUCGAGAAAUAAGCAGCCACGGGUCCUGCAAAGAGGUACUCAACAUUUCCACGCACGAUGGAGUACCAUCAGAAGCUCUCAGUUGAGGCUUAUGCAAACGAUCACGUCAUCCAUCAGAACGCAUGCGCUGAUCGUAAGCUGCAGAAGCAGCUUGACCACCUAGAGAAAAUGCAAAAGAGGCAACGGAAAAAGUUUGAGCAGGAAGAACAUUACUUCCAAGCCCUGCAUAGGGUCGUCCCCUCAAUGCAUCCAGGAGAUGAUUUACACACGCAAACGAGAGGCCAAGGUCGAGGAACGAGGCAUGUUUUGAGUAAGAGGCUGACGUAUCCAACGACGAGCCCUCACAGUUUUGUUGUACCCGCAUUGUCUUGCAGCGAUGGUUUGGAUAAUCAUUGCACUCCCAAUGCUCGCAGGGAUAUUCUGAACCUUAAAGGUAUUGCAAGUAACGCGCCACAUGGUAAUCAAACCAGUAAAUCAUCUGAAUUAGUUGAAUCAAAGUCAGUCUUUGAACGAAAUCAUUCAGUCGUUACUCAUCAAAAAUAUCCCAGAGAAAAUGAGCCAGUGCUAGACAAACCAGAGGUACAUCACGAAAAUAUCACAACACGCAGAACGGCAUGGCUGAGGUCAUUCGAAGGUGAUCAGAGAUUCCUAAUCAAAGGUACUGAAUCUCAUCUAAGUGAGCGAGGCCCAAUCACACCGCGCCAUUCAACGGAUAGCCGUGCCUUGAGCAGCAACGCUAAAUGCAGCCAGUUUGUCAAAGAUAACAGGAAAUAUCUAAAGGAUGUUAUCAUAGAGUCAGCAUCAAGCACCUCGGCCUCGACGGAGGAGAACAACGAAGAGCAAAAAGGUAGAUCAGAAAGAAAGAUCAACUCUGCCAAUUCUGAUCAAAGCGAAUGGGACUCAACAAGCGAUGUGGAAGAGAGGCUGCCAAACAUAGCUGGUGAAAAGGUCGGCCUACGGGUUUGGACAGCGGAGAAGCCUUCAUUUGAAAUGCGGAUGCUAUACCAGAUGAAAAACGGUCAUUUAGAAGUUCCUAAAGUUGACACUGAGAAAAAUACAAAAUUUCAGUUUGCGUCGGGGGACGAAGUGACGAGGAUUGAGAAACUUUCGCUUGGAAAAGGAACACUGAGAAAGGCUUCUAGUCUUGAGCAUCGUUACCCAUCUCCCCAACAAGCAUCAAUCCACGAGCAUAGUGACCUGCCAUUAGUUAAUGGUACACACAUGACAUUAGUGAAAUUCUUGCCUAAAAGCAAACAGGCUCUUUAUUUGAAAUAUGGAUCUGAUUCCGUCGGGGGUCUUUCUAACAGCUGACAUGCAGGAGAAACCAAUCGAUUUUAGAAAAUUAGAUUUUGAUUUCAAUCUUAACUAGAGUUUAUUGGUAAGCUUUCCCGCGAUGCUUUCCCAAUCUUGUAUUUAAACCUGAUUCGUCUUGUUCGAUAACUGUCCUUAUGAAAUGAAGAAUUUUAUGAGUUGACAAUUUUCAAAUAAUGAAUCAAACACCUUGACCAAAUGACAGCCUUUCCAAAAAUUGCAAUUAUCUUUAAGAAGAAAACAAAAUCUAUAAGAUUACGUUGCCAGAUAACUCUAAAAGCUGCACCCCUAAGUCUAUUGUUUAUCCCUUUAAAAACCAUCUCUUUCUAUCCUUCAUUUUAUCUAGGCCCAAACGAAGUUGUCUUCUUUUGAUGGCUUGACUCUAGGUAUGGUAUUUGAAGAUAUUCUUAAGCCUAAACAGACCAACACUUUGACAAUUAGGCUCAUGGAAAUCGACUUCAUUACUUUGUUCCAUAUUUUACAUCGUUUGUUAAUGACGUCAUAUUUAUAGGUAGAUAUUUCUUUUAUGGAAUUAAUGGUAAUUUAAUCGUAGUUAGAUUAACUUCUGUUCUUUCUUGUGAAAGUAGAUUUGUACA
Messenger RNA from Rhopilema esculentum, 14437 nucleotides. Its product is annotated as 45 kDa calcium-binding protein. Gene Ontology annotation, cellular component: endoplasmic reticulum. Gene Ontology annotation, biological process: calcium-ion regulated exocytosis. Lineage: Eukaryota; Metazoa; Cnidaria; Scyphozoa; Rhizostomeae; Rhizostomatidae. Gene Ontology annotation, molecular function: calcium ion binding. The record is from RefSeq and is a predicted model, not a curated record.